ACUUUUGACGUUUUAUAAAAUCUCUUCAACAAAAAAAAAUUAUCCAGUGUCCUUUAUUGUAAAAGCUUGUCCUAGCGAAAUGAAACACUAACAAUUAUCUAAUCUUUUGAAAUAGCUUUUCGAGGUCGUUCAGAAGGAAAUAAAGACGUAGUGGGAGUGCACUAAAGGAAGUUAAACAUUAGGGAUAAUAACUCGUUUAUCAAGUAGCAAAAUCAUUUUGAUAUUAUAAACUCAUCCGUGCUUAUCUCUGACAGUGGUCGAGGCAAAGCGAAUUUUCUAAACGUUUUCUUUUAAAAAUGAGUCAAAUCACGUUAGCUUAUUGGGAUUUACGAGGUCUUGGAGAACCAAUUCGGUAUCUACUUCAUUACAAAAAUGUAAAUUUCGAAGACAAGAGGUAUCAAGAUCCUGAUACAUGGCAAAAAGAAAAGUUCACCUUAGGCUUGGAUUUCCCAAAUUUGCCCUAUUAUAUUGAUGAUAAAGUCAAGUUGACACAAAGUACCACAAUUCUGAGGUACUUGGCAAAAGUAUAUGAUUUGGAAGGAGAAACCGAAGAAGAAAAAGUAAGAGCCUCGUUAGUUGAACAACAGAUAUCGGAUCUUCGCAUGUUGUUUAUCCGGAACGUUGCUUACACAGAUUCUGAUGAAACACGAAAAGAAGCUUUAAACGCCAUUCCUGGUAUGUUGAAACUUUAUGCUGAAUUUCUUGGGCAUAGAAAAUUCUUCGUCAGCGAUAAUAUCACUUAUGUAGACUUUCUGGCAUAUGAAACUUUUGAUUUUUGUGUCUUGUUUUCAAAGACAGUUUUGGAUGAUUUUCCAAACCUCAAAGCUUACCAUGAAAGAGUCAGAAAUUUACCUGAACUGCAAGAAUACUUCAGUUCAUCGAAAAGAUGGCCAAUUGUUGGACCACUAGCCCAUUGGGGAGGCAGUGGAGAAAUGCCAGAAUAGGUUGACAGAAUUUAUUCAUUGUCUCCUCUUCUGCAUUGCAAACAACCUGUCAAGUUUUCAUUAAGCAUGCUGAAGAUCCAUACUUUAAAAAUCGUAACAUAAGAGGAAGCAUAAAGAGCGGUAGUUAAAGUGUUCAGAGGAAAAUGUUUUGGCCUUAAAAGGGACUUUCAUAAUCAUUUAUAACUUUUUUAUCUUAACUUACUUAAUUAUCUUAAUUAAUCUUAUUAGGACUUUAAUAAUCUUAAUUAUGAUUUUUGUUCUAAAUUUUUUGGGGGGUUAUCAUGGAAGCAAAUUCAAAAAAAAAAAAAAUGUGCAGUAUGUUUUACUGGGUUAAUAACAUUUUACUGUGGCCUAUGUAAAAUUGCUACACAAAACUUUUUAAAUAUUUUCUAAACAUUUAAUCUGAGAUGAUGUGCUAUUAUAUAUUCUUUGUAGAUAAAAUUUCAAAUUAUAUUUUUAUUAUUAAACAGUUUAAGAUUCUUUCUUUUGUGUUAUAUCGUAAAAUUUUAAUGUUAAUACUGCAUAACGUAUAUGCAUUUUACAUAAAAAUAUUAAUAAAUCUUUGUUACAGUUUUCUUCCACUAAUCUUUUUUGUUCUUAUUCUGUUCUUUUUAGAUGCUAGAAAUCAGUCAAUGAGAUCUUAUAUAAGUUUGUUCAUUGAUAUUUUCAGUAUAUUCUAUUAAAGUUUUUUGCUUAAACUGA
Parasteatoda tepidariorum (common house spider) is the source of this 1646-nucleotide messenger RNA. Lineage: Eukaryota; Metazoa; Arthropoda; Arachnida; Araneae; Theridiidae. The record is from RefSeq and is a predicted model, not a curated record.